Molecule: messenger RNA, 1214 nt
Organism: Vitis vinifera (wine grape)
Lineage: Eukaryota; Viridiplantae; Streptophyta; Magnoliopsida; Vitales; Vitaceae
Product: glycine-rich cell wall structural protein 2
Exons: 1
Coding region: 524-1036 (170 amino acids)
Source: RefSeq, a predicted model, not a curated record
UAUUCGCAAAUUGCUCCACUUCACAUCUUUAUUUUCCGAUCGUUUGGACCAUUUGUGAACUGUGAUGCAGCUCUCCUUGUGAGCAGAUGAAACAAGCUGUGCUCACGAUAGUUUUAAAAAAAUUGACAAACUUCAUCGUUAGUGACAGCCUUUGCGUCCUCCAUCUAGGCUUAGGGUGUGAUGAGUGAGGAUUCGUACUCCACUUAAGUGAGUGGAUUAUAUGGUCGCCAGCACUGCAGUGAUACGUGUCCAGGGCUUCAGCGCUCCAACAAAGCUCCACUCAGCAGUCGCAACGUUCUCAGCCACAAAACUUCGUCCAUCCAGAUUUCAGAUGUACAAAUCACCAUUCCAAUUCACAAAGCAAGAGGCCACUCCAACCUCCACUUCUUUAUUCUAUUCUUAAUAUUCACACGUUUCUUUACGUACCAACCUCAUUCUCUUCGACUAUAAAUAGCUGUCUCUAGCCAAAGGAAAGAUCAACAACGAAUAUAGUAGAUUAGAACUCAUUUCUUUAGCUCAUACGAUGGCCGGUUUGAGGUCUUUAGCUCUCGUUGCAUUGCUUGUUUCAAGCUUUGUUGUGGUUUCGCAGAGCCGAGUGGCAAGAAAGGACCUGGGUCUGGAUCUGGGUGGGGUGGGAGUUGGAUUGGGUGUUGGUGUAGGCCUUGGGUUAGGUGGGAGUGGUUCAGGCUCAGGCUCAGGCUCGGGCUCGGGCUCGGGCUCUGGAGCUAGUUCUGGAGCAGGUUCGGCUUCUUCAUCAGGUUCAGGGUCCGGCUCAGGCUCAGAAGCAGGUUCAUACGCCGGGUCAUACGCGGGUUCCAGGGCUGGGUCAGGAUCCGGAAGUAAUCAAGGACGAGGAUCAGGCUCUGGGUCAGGCCAAGGGCAUGGUCAAGGUUCAGGUUCUGGCUCUGGCUCUGGAUCUGGUUCUGGUCAUGGUGAAGGAUAUGGGGAGGGCUCUGGUCGAGGAAGCGGCUCUGGUGAAGGAUCAGGCCAUGGCGAAGGUUAUGGCUAUGGUGAAGGCUCGGGGCGUGGAAACUAAAUGACCAAGAACAUAAAGAGUAUAAUAAAAGAAUAAAAUGGUCGUCUCUAUUUGACUAUGUGGAGAAGAAAUAAGUAGAUGAGACCUAUGUGCAUGUGAAUAAUAAUCUUUAUUAGGGCAUGUUCUAGGCAUUAUGUACUUCCCUUCUUUAAUAUUACUGCGUGUAUGAGCUUUUUCA